This is a messenger RNA of Cryptomeria japonica (Japanese cedar), 1868 nucleotides long. RefSeq names its product vacuolar protein sorting-associated protein 36. Gene Ontology annotation, molecular function: phosphatidylinositol-3-phosphate binding; ubiquitin binding. NCBI's taxonomy places the organism in Eukaryota, Viridiplantae, Streptophyta, Pinopsida, Cupressales, Cupressaceae. Gene Ontology annotation, cellular component: late endosome membrane; ESCRT II complex. The coding region runs from base 173 to 1498 and encodes 441 amino acids. The record is from RefSeq and is a predicted model, not a curated record. Gene Ontology annotation, biological process: protein transport to vacuole involved in ubiquitin-dependent protein catabolic process via the multivesicular body sorting pathway. The transcript is spliced from 8 exons.
GAUUUAUGAAGGUCCAACUAGGAAAGAGUAUAAGUUCAAUUAUAAUAGAGAUUGGAUUUUAGAGACUUCGGAGCAUAAUUUAAACUCGUUUCCAUCUAGUGUAACCCUCUCUCCUCCAUUGCAGAUUGGCGGCGAGUCGGAGAUUCAAAACAUGCAUUAAACCUGAUUGGCAAUGGAGGGCACAAUCUGGGCCAAUCUGUUACUUUCAGUACAAUUAACAACCAGCGGGAGACCUGUAUUCCAGGCAGGCGAGGUUGAGUGUUCAAUUCUCGAUGCAGUCGAUUUGGAAAUAGAAGACAAUCAGGCAUACCCAGUGCUAAAGUCAGGCAUAUUAAUGCUAACAACCAUCAGGCUCAUAUGGAUGGACGAAAACUCCAGAAUCGCAGGUUCAAUUCCCUUGCCUUCCAUUGCCCAGCUAUUCCCUCCCAAGAAAUCACUCAAAAACAUGUUCUCAAAACCCCGACUGAGGCUCCUCAUAUGGGUGUCAUCGGACGGAAGAAUUUCAUCUGACAGUCCGUCCAGGGCUGCAAGAUCUGUUGGGAUAACAUUAGUUUUGAGGGGGCAAGUGGUCCCUGAUGCAUUCGUGGGGAGGUUAUGGGAAAUUCUGAGGUCUAGGGCAUGGGAGAAAGAUAGUAACUCGGUGGAAAAUGUGGACAAGCGGGUGGAUGGCAUGGUUGAGGGUGAUGGGGGCUCAACCAAAAUGAGGGCGUCCAUGGCUGGAGUUAGUGGCAUUCUUAGGAAGGAGCAGGAGCAGUGGGAGGAGACUGAUAAGAGUUUGCAUGAGGCAUUUCAAGAUUUGAAUGCACUUAUGAGUAAAGCCAAAGAUAUGGUGAUGCUUGCUGAAAAGAUGCGGACAAAACUGUUAGCAGGAUCAACUGGGCAGUCCAGUGCAGGUAAUGAUGAUGAGAUGGGAACCAAACAAGAGAUACAAGAUUGGCUUCUCAGUGUCGGCAUUGCAUCUCCAGUUACAAAAGAGACUUCUGGUGCUCUUUACCAUCAGCAGCUGUCCCGUCAGUUGGCAGAUUUUGUAAAGAUACCACUGGAAAGAGCCGGAGGCAUGAUUGCCCUGGUUGAUGUAUAUUGUAUGUUCAAUCGUGCUCGAGGGACAGAGCUCAUUUCACCAGAAGAUUUGCUGCGAGCUUGUGCCAUUUGGGAGAGGCUAAAUGUAUCAGUAAUUCUUAGACGGUUUGAAAGUGGAGUAAUGGUUAUACAAUCUAAAGCCCAGAGUGAUGCUGAGGUUUUUGCAAGAAUAACAGACCUUGUUGUAAAACCUGAAGCUUUUCAAACAGGAGUUGGUGCAAGUGAGGCAGCAAGAACCUUGGGUGUUGCGCCGGCACUUGCAAAGGAAUAUCUUCUUACGGCUGAGAGUAAAGGUUUCUUAUGUCGAGAUGAUGGUCCCGAUGGCCUUAGGUUUUAUAUUAAUUUUUUCAAGGAAGUUGAUCCAAGCAACAUGUUCAUAGAAAAGAAAUUCCACCUUUCCAAUGAUAGGAAACUGUAAAUUUCUGUAGUUUGAUAAGAUUCUGCUUCAGACCAUGGUUGUAUGGUCUAUAUUGGUGAUUAAUUUGAUUGCCAUGCUGGAGGGGAUUGUGACUAAUAUUGGUCAGGUCACUCAGAAAAAAAGGACAGCUUGUCUCAAUUAAUAAUGGAUGGUAGAUUACCUUCCUGAGUUACCGUGGACAGGUUCGUUUUGUAGUCACUCUUUAAAGCCGACAUCUGCUAUAUUCUACAAUUGUUCCAGUGCCAAUUAAUAAAACUUUAAAAGAGAUAUCAUUCUGCAAGAAUGGCAGGCCAUUGUGAACAUAUAAGCAUUUACUUAUUGUUCCUCUGUAUUUAUUAUCCUGACUUAAAUUCCAUAGAGAUGUUUUUUC